Molecule: messenger RNA, 720 nt
Organism: Liolophura sinensis
Lineage: Eukaryota; Metazoa; Mollusca; Polyplacophora; Chitonida; Chitonidae
Exons: 5
Coding region: 193-720 (175 amino acids)
Molecular function (GO): signaling receptor binding
Source: RefSeq, a predicted model, not a curated record
CAAAUUCAUCACCCCUGUUGUUGUUUGCAAGUAAGCCAUCUUCAUCUAUUCAACAGCAGUACUUGUUUGAUUGACUUUGCUGGUGCUGGUUGACCCGGGUCUCGUGCUGUUUAUAACCUUUAUCUUAUAUCACAAAAACAUUUCAGAAGCUUCAAUCCGGUGAGGAUUUUUGUGGUGGCCAAUGCUGAAAUUAUGCACGUUCUCAAAGUGGUAUGGCUGUUAUUAGCGGCUGCGCCCUGUCUCAUCCGGGGCCUAAUGGGAGGAAAACCAACUAAUAUCAGGAAUAAAAUUCUUCAAGCUAUACUCUUAGACCAGAGAUACCCUCUUCCUGAGGCUACGGUGGACAAAAGAGCCUUUUCUGUGAUUCACAAAAAGCCGGGUAUUGCUGACGAGUGUUGUCCAUCAAUCACGGAAAGUGUUUCCUUGAGGGGUGGACUGUCACGUGACCGACGUCUUCUCGAACUUUAUCGGGAUCAUAAGACACAACAACGGUUUUACCAGACGCGCUGCCUGGCCGGCGUCGCCAACAAGCCCUGUCGAUUUCUCAACCCCAGUGACGUCAUCUCCAGGUGUGUACAGCAGCACACGUACAUGUACGCGAUAGUGAAGGACUACAAAAUAGACGAACCAUACCGUCUGGACUACAUAAGAGUGAAAUCCGGAUGUGCAUGCGUGGUAAACCCCAGAAGUAAGGGAGUGAACCUAGUAACAGUUCGCUGA